Messenger RNA from Effrenium voratum, 2742 nucleotides. The record is from the annotation of a GenBank genome assembly. NCBI's taxonomy places the organism in Eukaryota, Dinophyceae, Suessiales, Symbiodiniaceae.
GCUCCACAAUCUUCCAAACUGAUGGGCCAUUCCUUGGCCGCAUGAUGGAGAUGGAAGACCGCUCAUUGUCCAGUACAGAUGCUCCUGACAGGUCAUGGCGCCCACGCGAAGCCCAGGCCCUCCAGGUUCCCCGGGGCCAAGGGGUCUCGGAGCGCACAGCUCACAGCUUCACAUGCUGCGAGCGGACGCCACCGGUGGAGUUGACGCGCGUCUUUGGGGCGUACGCGCUGCCACUUGCUGCGCCAGAUAUGGUGGGGGACAGGGAGAAGGUGCGCAGCAAGAGCUUUGAUCUGGGCAACCUGCGAGUGCUGGAAAACCUGACACCAACAGAUCGGUCAGACCCCACAAGUGAACAUCAGCACUGGCACUCUUUUUUCAUGAGCUGGCGUGAUUGGCGCCGGACCUGGAUCGGAAGGGGGCUAGAGAUUGCCCUUGUGCUGGUGUAUAUCGCGGUGGAGGCAGCUAAGAUCCUGUUGAGCGUGAAGGCGCUUCAUGGCGAGACGCCCACGGAUGGCCAGGUGUUAGUUGUCUUUCAAGGGGCAGUCUCUCUGGCGAGCGGCAUUUUCGUCACGGCCUGCUUAGAGGGUCUUGCUGGUUUGAAGCUCGCCUUCUCGCCCAUUUGCACCUUACGCUGCCUGCCAGUGGCCGCCGGAUUUUCCCUCAGCCAAACCGCCUUGGCUUUGGCUUUGGUUGAGGGCCUGGGCGCGGCAGUUGUGAUGGUGACCGGCUAUUUUUACAUGCCGCUUUGCGCUCUUCUGAGCGCCCUGGUCUUCAGAAGGCGCUAUGGCUGGCUUGAAAUUCAUGGCCUGGCCUUCUUGACCACGAGCAUCAUGAUUUUCGUGGAGCUGGGCAAUCGUGUCGCCCGAGUCCCGAACAGCUUUCAGGCGUUCGAAUACAAUAUCGUUUCCAUCGUGUUGUCGUGUUUCGCAUCGGUUUAUUUGGAGAAGAUCCUGAAGCCGAAGUACUCUGAAAGGACAUCUUUGAAUCAGCACUACUACAUCCAGAAGGUUUGGCUGGAAAUUGGCGGCCUUGUGCUUUCCAUCCCUGGCUUGUUUGCCUUCCAGGCGCUGAGCUCCAAAAAGCAGAUCUUCUCAGGCUCUUGGCUCGAAAAGAUCGAGGCUGCAUUCACAGGGUGGAUGUGUGCUGCCCUAGCUGCCCGUGUAGUGCAGAGUUGGUUCACCGGCCUAGUCUCAAAAUACCUCUCAACACUCGGCAGGGCUGUCAUCCAGUGCGUGGCAGUGAUUGUGGUGCAUUUCUGGGACACCUUCUUCUCGAGUGAGCGCUGGGAUUUGGUAACAACUAUGCUUGCGCUCGUCGUAUGCCUGAGCGCAAUGAUGUAUCAGACGGGGCGCAGGAUGACAGUGGUUUCUUGGUCCAGCGCCAGUGGCGAAGCCGGCGGCACCGCAGAAGAGGUCUCGGUGGUCUCGACAUCUGGCCCCAGCCAGCAGCUGACAUCCCCUGAAGGCUCCUUCGAGAUUGAAGGCACGGCCUCGCAGCCUCCCAGCAUCAAGAGGAGAGUAGACGGCUCCAGCUUAGUGCCGGAAGCACAUCUCAUUUGCGAGUUUGAGCCGGCGGAGACGGAGGGCAGAUCGUGUGCACCUUCACAGCAGCAGGCUCAGCCAGGGAUCGGACUGCUGGACCGCACCUGGUAUGAUCAAGCCCAGCACAUCAACAACCAACUAGCGACGUGGCUGGCCUCCUCUGCUGGACUGUCUUCACAGGUGCUGUGCGUGGUGGCCUUCAUCCUUUCUGAUGCGUGUCGUACGCUGAUCAAUGCAUGGGCAAUCAGAGAUACCCCCAUCGUGCAGCAAUCCGUGGUUUGGACCAUGUCCGCCUCCUCCAUACCGAUUGGCAUUCUGAUGUCAGCAGUCCUUGAUGGCCGAGAAGGAGUGUGGGCGUCCUUGCUGUGGCGGGAUUCAUUGACGUGCUUUCCCGUUGCUGCCUGCUUCUCACUCGGGCAGACACUUCAAAUCAAGGCCUACGGUGCCGGCAUCAGUGCCUCUGUGAACACCGUCUUGGGGUACUUCUACAUGCCGAUGAGCGCCAUGUUGAGCCGCUGGGUGUUUCAGAGGGCCUACAGUGCCCUGGAAUGGCUGGCUUUGGCCUUAUUGUCUUUGACUGCGGUCGUUUUCUGCCUGCUCAGGAGCAGCAGAAGCUCUGAGGAUUCAGCCAGCGCUGUGGCCAUCGCCUGCUGCUUGGGCUCGGUGGUGUCGUCCUGCAUUGGCUCGCUGAUGUGCGAGAAGAUCAUGAAGGCUCGCCCAUACCCAUUCUACACCCAGAAGGUUCACCUCGAGUUUGGCGGCCUGGCCACGGCUUCGAUCAUGCUCUUCGUUGUUGGCAGUCUCAGCCCACACCCAGCAGAUGCCUUCUGGAAGGAAAGGGAUGUGGAUGGCCAGAUGGAGGCCGGUCUUUUCGUGGGCUGGAGCUUCAAGACCUUUGCAGCGUUGCUCGGCUCUGUGUUGCAGAGUUGGCUCGGCGGACUGGUCUCCAAGCGCCUCUCCACUGUGGUCAGAUCUGUCGCGCAGUGUUUAUCCCUGCUGAUCAUCUACUUCUUUGGUGACUUGGUCUUGAAGAAGUUGGAGUUUGACUGGAUCGUGGGUGCUGCUGCUAUCAUUGUGGCCCUGAGCGUGCAGGUGUUCACCUUGGCAGGACAGCGCAGGAGGGCCGAAGCGGCUGAAGCCGGGUGAGAAAGUGCAAUGCGCAGUUCGAGCGGCAGAUGUCCAGGAAGCGUGCUUGGUAAGC